Messenger RNA from Iphiclides podalirius (scarce swallowtail), 3492 nucleotides. The record is from the annotation of a GenBank genome assembly. NCBI's taxonomy places the organism in Eukaryota, Metazoa, Arthropoda, Insecta, Lepidoptera, Papilionidae.
AUGCAUCGUGCAAGGAUUGUUCUUCAGGCUUCAAAAAAAAUUGGCAAUAGUGAAAGAUUUGCAUCAUGGCUUUUAAACAAACCACAGACUGCUGCUGUAACCGUAAAUGCCCAAAGGCUGAAGAGUUCAACAGCGGCAGAACCCUUCCUAAAUGGCUCUAGCUCUGCGUAUGUUGAGACAAUGUAUAAUGCCUGGCUGUCAGACCCCAAUUCUGUACAUGCUUCUUGGGACGCGUUCUUCCGCAAUGCGACUAAUGGCGCGCAGCCCGGCGUUGCCUAUACUCCGCCGCCGAAUUUGGCGCCGUACUCCAAGAAUGAGGUGCCACUCACGUCUCUCGUGCCAGCCUCCGCCGGAAUGCCGUCCAUUGCUUCAGGCUCGCCGAUCAACGAGAAGAUCAUCGACGACCAUUUGGCGGUGCAGGCCAUCAUCAGGAGCUACCAGGCUCGCGGUCACUUGGCGGCCGACGUGGACCCGCUCGGCAUCACGACGGCCAACCUGCCCGAGCUGGGCAUGCGCGCGCCCAGCUCCGAGCUCAUCAUGAGGAAAUAUUUCAAUUUCGGUACGCGCCCGGCCCGCGGGAGACAGGACGAGUACAGACGUCUGUCCCGGGGCCACCUCGUGGCGCGUCUCGAUCCGCUGGGCAUCGCCAUCGGGGACCCGAUCUCGAGCGGCGAGUGGCACGGCGGCCUCCGCGCCUUCGCUAGCGAGGCCGUCAUUAGGCAGCACGUGCGAUUCGCGAAACUCGACCCGUUGGAAAUAGCAAAUCAUGAAUUGGCCGGUAAAAAUCCCCGGGAGGUGAUUCACAACAGCUACAGGUUUGAUGAGGCCGACAUGGACAGAGUUUUCAAACUCCCUUCGACGACUUUUAUCGGCGAAAAGGAGAAAGCUUUGCCGUUGAGGGAAAUCCUGAAUCGUCUGGAGCAGGCAUACUGUAACAACAUUGGCAUUGAGUUCAUGUUCAUCAACUCUCUGGAGCAAUGCAACUGGAUCAGGCAGCGCAUGGAACCACCCAACGUCACCAAGAUGAGCCCCGACCAAAAGAGGUUGAUCCUCGCCCGGCUUACGAGAUCCACUGGUUUUGAAAACUUCCUGGCGAAGAAAUGGUCAUCGGAAAAGCGUUUCGGUUUGGAAGGAUGCGAAAUUCUUAUCCCUGCCAUGAAGCAGGUCAUCGAUGUCUCUACAAAACUUGGUGUCGAGUCUAUCAUCAUGGGCAUGCCCCAUAGAGGUCGCCUCAACGUUCUGGCCAAUGUUUGUCGCAAACCUCUACAUCAGCUGUUCACACAGUUCGCAGGACUCGAAGCCGAGGAUGAUGGUUCCGGUGACGUGAAAUAUCACUUGGGAACAUACAUCGAGCGCCUCAACCGCGUCACAAACAAGAACAUCCGUCUCGCCGUUUGCGCCAAUCCCUCCCACUUGGAAGCUGUCGAUCCCGUGGUGCAGGGCAAGACGCGCGCCGAGCAGUUCUACAGGGGGGACAAUGAAGGCAAAAAGGUUAUGUCCAUCCUUCUGCACGGCGAUGCCGCAUUCGCCGGCCAGGGAGUCGUAUUCGAGACCAUGCACUUGUCGGACCUGCCCGCUUACACCACCCACGGAACCGUCCACAUCGUGGUCAACAACCAGAUCGGCUUCACCACCGACCCACGCCACUCCCGCUCGUCCGCUUACUGCACAGACGUGGCCCGUGUGGUGAACGCGCCCAUAUUCCACGUGAACAGCGACAACCCCGAGGCGGUGAUGCACGUGUGCAACGUGGCCGCCGAGUGGCGUGCCACCUUCCACAAGGACGUGGUCAUCGACAUCGUGUCCUACAGGCGCAACGGGCACAACGAGGUCGACGAGCCGAUGUUCACCCAGCCCCUCAUGUACCAGAAGAUCAGGAAGACGAAGCCAGUAUUGGAGAAGUAUGCUGACCAACUGAUUGCCGAAGGUGUUGUUACCGCCGAAGAGGUGAAAGAUGUGAAGGACAAAUACGAAAAAAUCUGUGAAGAUGCUUACAACCAGGCUAAACAGGAGACUCAUAUCAAAUACAAGGAUUGGCUCGAUUCACCUUGGUCUGGUUUCUUCGAGGGAAAGGAUCCAUUGAAGAUGUCGCCAACUGGUGUGGUUGAAGAGACUCUGGUGCAUAUCGGCAAGCGGUUCUCAUCGCCUCCCCCUAACGCCGCCGAGUUUGAGAUCCACAAGGGGCUGCUGCGUAUCCUCAAAGCUCGCAUGGAGAUGGUCGAGAACCGCACCGUCGACUGGGCUUUGGCCGAGGCAAUGGCCUUUGGAUCCCUGCUGAAAGAGGGCAUUCAUGUGCGCCUCUCUGGAGAGGACGUUGAGAGAGGCACAUUCUCGCACAGACAUCAUGUACUCCACCACCAAAAAGUGGACAAAGCUACUUACUGUGCUCUUGCACAUUUGUACCCGGAUCAGGCUCCAUACACUGUGUGUAACAGUUCCUUGUCUGAAUAUGGUGUGCUCGGUUUCGAAGUGGGCUACUCGGUGACGAACCCGAACGCCCUGGUGCUUUGGGAGGCCCAGUUCGGCGACUUCAACAACGUGGCGCAGUGCAUCAUCGACCAGUUCAUCUCCAGCGGCCAGGCCAAGUGGGUGCGCCAGUCGGGCAUCGUGCUGCUGCAGCCGCACGGAAUGGAGGGCAUGGGUCCGGAACAUUCCUCUGCCCGAUUGGAACGCUUCCUGCAAAUGAGCUCCGACGAUCCAGACUAUAUGCCGCCCGAAAGCCCAGACUAUGAGGUGCGCCAGCUCCACGACAGCAACUGGAUCGUGGCCAACUGCUCGACGCCGGCUUCGUACUUCCACAUCCUGCGCCGCCAGAUCGCGCUGCCGUUCCGCAAGCCGCUGAUCCUGAUGACGCCCAAAUCCCUGCUGAGGCAUCCCGAGUGCAAGUCCUCCUUCGACGACAUGAACGAGGGCACCGCAUUUAAGAGGGUGAUCCCUGAGGAAGGUCCAGCGUCUCAAUGCCCACAGAAUGUGCGCAAAGUGGCAUUCUGUUCCGGUCGCGUUUACUACGACAUGUUGAAGGAGAGACGCGAGCGAGGGCUUGAGAAAGACAUCGCUAUUGUCAGAUUGGAGCAGAUCUCGCCGUUCCCGUACGACCUGAUCAAGGCCGAGGUGGCCAAGUACCCGAACGCGCAGCUAGUGUGGAGCCAGGAGGAGCACAAGAACAUGGGCGCCUGGAGCUACGUCGAGCCGCGCUUCCGCACCAUGCUGCAGAACCAGAAGCAGAUCAGGGCAAAGUCCCAAUCAAAAGGGGGUAGUUGGUUAAGCCAACUUCUCGGCUCAUCUCAGCCAGCCCCACAAACUGACAGUACGGAAACUGAAACUGUGCCGAGAGUAAUUAGCUACAACGGCCGCCCGACCGCCGCAUCGCCCGCCACCGGUUCCAAGGCCGCCCACAAUAAAGGAGCUGAAGAAUCUACUAGACGAGUUCUGCGUGCUGUAAACGAUGCCCCCUCCACCUCGAAUUUCACUAUCAAAAUAGCGAUUCCGUCG